AUGAGCGGGGAGAAGAGCCAACAUCGCCAUCUUAUGAUCACUGGAAGGAACGAAUUCUUACCCUCAACUCAACGAAGAAAUAUGACGAUAGACUGCUUGAUGCAGGCUGGGGCUCGUUAUUCAGACCAUUUGAUCCCCCCAAAUUCACUCUCGGGCUUCUCAAUUGCCUGCUUACUCGCAUCGAUCUUUCACGAUCUGUACCCUGUUUUUCGGUGUCUGUCCUCUCACAUUCCCUCUGUGCCUGAAGUCAAGGUACUACGAGAAUGGCUGAUGGCUACUGAUACAUCAAAUGUUGUGGCAGAAGUAUCGGCUCGCAUACUAUUGAAAUUCCUUAGUUCAACGGGAGCAUACAACACUGAAUGGGGUGCGGAGCUUGGCCUGACUGUGUGGAAUUGGGCCCACGAAUGUGACUUCUCCCUAACAAAAGACCUGAGUUUGGUUGGUUCUUGUGCCUUGAUGUCGGAUGAUAAUUUGGUUUCUCAAAUUAUUUCAGCUGUUUGCAGCGACAACGUUGAAUUGCUCAAGUACUGCGUUGCAGAUAGGAGACUGAAGAACCAAGUUCGAUAUUCUGGCCCCGUCAAUGGACUUUUGCACCUGGCAGUCAAGCACAACUCAUUUAGCGUUUUCAAAGUUUUGGUUAACGCAGGAUUCGAUGCUUGUACCCAAAACGACAAAGGCGAGUUACCAAUUCAUUUGUGUGAGCGUCAAGGUAGCUUGCGUUCCUUCAAGGCCUUUAAAGACCUUGGAAUAUCUCUUAUCAGCCAGGACCAAGAUGGUUACAGCAUCUUACAUCGCUGGGCUGAAGAUCGUCCUUUGAAUUAUGAGUUUGUCAGUGGAAUUUUCGACCUGGAUUCACAAGAAGUGAUCGAAGGGCUCCAGACAAGAACACCUCAGGGUGAUACACCAUUGACUCUGAUAUUCAAAAGUGCUGGGGAAAGCCCAAGAAGCGAACACCAGGGCAUUGACUUGGAUAGGCUAUGCCUUCAGGUUAUGGGCCUCUUGCAGAGAUAUUAUCUGGAAAAGGGGAUUAGCAUAAGGCCGACGAACGGAAUGAGUGUCGAGGGUCUGAGACAGGCCUUUACCGAGUUCGACAAUAUGAUAGAAAUUGAUCCUACGCCAUUGCACAAACUGAAAGCUUGGGUUUCGUUGAGUCAAGUCCAACUACUCAUAAAGCUUUAUCCAGGUGCGCUUAAUUCACGAGUCAAUGGCAGACUACCCAUUGAGGAAUAUAUCGAGAGCACACUCGAUAAUCGAAAGAAUCCAGAACACGAUAUCAUAAUGAGCCUUUUCCCCAAUAAUCACCAAAACCCCGAGUCAAGCGAAAAAGAGAGCUUGUGGCACUUUGCCUGUCGUAUAACAGGUCACGAAUGUUACAACAAAUACUGGAAGUAUGUCAGCGGACGAUACAUUCCCCUCUUUGAAUUUGGGACGCUCAUGGAAAUCCUGUUUCAACUUGGCGCGAUGCGUAUCUAUGAAAAACAAUUCAAAGAGAGUGGAUUGAAACCUCUACUUUCUAAGUAUCAGCCAGCACUGUUACCUGUGAUUCGAGAUGCUAUAUUGCAAACCGACUACUGGGACGGUAUGCAAAGCUCUGACUCGAUAUCUUUCUUGUUCCAAGAUGUCAUAAAAAGUGGCAAUCUCAACAUGAUACGGCUCCUUGUCAAGAACGGAGCCAACCCCCAUCAUCGUGUGAAUGGCCAAACUCCCUUUGAAACCGCAUUUCAUGGUCGUGUAGCAAUCAAUAUUUGUAAAACGGAGGAGGGAGCCGAGGUUCUCAGGGAUCUAUUAGAACGUUGCGGCAUUAAUCAGAUAUGGAAGGGCCUUUUUGAAACUGGCGACUACUCACCCCUUCAUAUGCUCGCCACAUCAGAAGAUGCAACCAACAUCACCUGGAUGGUGGAAGCACUUUUACAAUGUGGACUUGACAUAAAUUAUGUCGGAUCAGGUCCGUGGGCAGUAUCUCCCCUCGUUUACCACCUUCACCAGUCUUCCUUUCAAUUGGCAGAGAAACUGCUAGAACUCGGAGCAGAUUCGUCCUUGAAUGAGAUUCUUGCAUGUAUUGCCAUUGACAACCUGUCUUUUCUACAGAAAAUCUAUGUUCGAGAAACAGAGAGACUUGCAGCAUUCACAUGGCCUGCCCCAGUGACCUUCAAAAUUCAGCAUCUCCACGAAACAGCCAUGGUAAGAAAUGGGAAUGCAAUCCAUUUGGCAUCGGCCUGCAAUAGCGUUGAAUGCUUGGGAUUCAUUCUGAAACACGCUUCAGAAAUGGACAAGGUUUCGAUAUCAGAUGAAGGGUUAACGCCAGUACAUAUCGCUGCCUAUGAAGGUUAUGUUGACAUUAUGAAGCUUCUUCUUGAGAAUGAGCUCAGCACCAUGACAGAAAGUCGGUCCGGCUUCACUCCGAUGCACAUGGCUGUAUUGGGAGGGAGUCUUCAUACGGUCCAAUGCUUACUUGAAUAUGGUGCCACUCAAACUUUGGAUGCAAGCGGCAGAACGCCUGGGCGGAUUUCCUUAGAGCUUGGAUUCGAUGGAAUCUACGAGCUGUUGGAAGGGGAUGCUCAAAGUGGAUUCCAACAAUUGCCAUCUUUACGGAAGCACGCAGCAGUCAUUGAACCAGAAGAGCGCUUGGCAAUGUCAUUCGAGAGAGCCAUGAAGGAAGAAGACUACGAGAGCAUGGGGCAGUUGAUCGAUCAAGGGUGCCCUGUGGAUGUUCCCCUCCCAUCAAGCCAAGGAUUGUCCGCAAUUCUAGUGGCUUUAGAGGAAGGGAACCCUGUAAUGGCGGCCUGGCUGUUACAACAAGGAGCCAGUGCUUUGCAAGCUAAUCAAGUGGAAGAGGACGUACUGAACUUGAUUGAUAUAGCUGCCGGUCAGUCAAACCUCAAUUGGUUGUUACCGGAACUGUUCCAGGAGUAUCUCUUGGAAGGUGGUGAUUUGAAAUUUGGGUAUGAGCUCCCAUUGCAUAAGGCAGUCGAAGAAGGCAACACCAAGGGGCUUGCGAUAUUACUUGAGGUGGCGGAAGAGUAUCAGCACUACAUCGGAUCCUCACACACGGUCAGGGACGUACUGAACAGUUUGUCGUUAAGGAAUUUCUCCUGCGAAAACAAUUGGAAAACCUGGAUACAUGUUGCAAACACGACGGCGUUGCAUGCAGCUGCAUGGGACGGGAACACGGAGGCAGUCUCACUUCUGGUAAAUAGGGGAGCUGAUAUUGAUGCGGCCGAUUCGACUGGAUGGACUCCUCUCUUCUACGCGAAAGAUGCUGACACGGCCAACCAUUUGGUCUCGCUCGGGGCAUCGAUGGCUGCAAUUUGCAGGUUCGAAUCACUUGGGUCAUUGAUCAACUGGUUCGGUGAUAAUCUGUUCGAUGAAGUGCACCCUGUCAGUUUUUCACGACUCCCGGAGGAGUUCUUGACUGUGUUAGACCCACCGCGAUUCUCAACACUUUACGAGGAGUUGUCUCUCACUCCUAAAAGUUUGGACAAGUUGCAUGAGCUGAAGUUUGAUCUUAUGAGAGAGGACGAGGCGGGUCGAAGUACAAUGCAUUAUAUCUUGGGCGAAGAAGAUCUAGUUGAAUGGGUGUUGAGCUCCGAUCAAGAUCUCAGCAGGACAACUCCUUUUCCUUGGCACUUGGAGUGGUACGAACUUUCUGAUCUCGCCCUGCUGACAUCCUCAUUUGAACGGCUUCGACAAAAGAUGCCAACUGGCUUGUUCUAUAAAGUUCUCAAUCUCGAGCCAUCACGCGGUUGGAGUCCUUUAUGCCGUGCAGCAGCUUUGAAUCGUGCUGAUAUUAUCGCCAACUGCCUUGACAUGGGUGCUGACAUCGACUUUGAAGGUUCCUGUUUUGGAUCAGCGGUUAUGAAUGCAAGUGCUUGCGGGAGUCUGGAUGUCGUCAAGCCCCUCGUUCGCAACGGGGCUUCGGUAAUGUACACGAGCAAAAAUAAGUUCAUAAGCUGUUAUCUGGUUGCUGGAACUGAAGCUGUGCGGGAAUGA
This is a messenger RNA of Fusarium proliferatum ET1, 3990 nucleotides long. RefSeq lists its product as uncharacterized. The record is from RefSeq and is a predicted model, not a curated record. Bases 1 to 3990 code for a protein of 1329 amino acids. Gene Ontology annotation, molecular function: protein binding. The transcript is spliced from 2 exons. Lineage: Eukaryota; Fungi; Ascomycota; Sordariomycetes; Hypocreales; Nectriaceae.